AUGUCGGGCGAAGGCGAGGAGCGCGCCGGCUACACCAACGUCCACCGCGCCUUCCUGCAAGCCCUCCUCUCCCGCCAAACCAUCACCUACCCCGAAGCCAAACCGCUCCUCGCCGCAAUCGAAACAGCCGCCACGCCCGCCCGCCUCACGCUGGUCGAAGACGUGUCGCAGCAAGACUUUGACAACUAUAUCCACACCCUCAACGAGCACAUUUCGCCCUUUGACCUCGAGAUCCGCAGCACGCGACACCAGGCCACGAAGCUGCAGGUGUACGCGCUGGUGAACACGACGAGCGAUGCGCUGACGCAGAUGGCGACGCUGCGCACCGCGGACGAGAUGGCGUUUGUGAAGAGGGUGUUGGAUGCAAUGUUUGAGACGAAUAAUUCCGCGCGGGCGGAGGUCAUGGCUGUCAAUUCUAUGCAGGCUGUGAAGUUGGCCAAGGCGCCGAAUGACUCUGCUGCGCGGAGGGAGUCCGGGGCCGGAGGACAGACGCAGAGAGCGGGGCAAGCGGCUUCUGCUGGCCUUACCCUCGCGCAGGCGGAGAGAGUACUGGCGGACUUGGUAUCGGAAGGCUGGCUGGAGCUUUCGGCGAAGGGCUACUACACUCUGACACCGCGGGCGCUGAUGGAACUGCGAGGCUGGCUGAUCGACACGUACAACGAACCUUCAGAUGAGGAGGACGACGAGGAUGACGAGGAACCGCGGGAGAGGAUCAAGUUCUGCAAGGCGUGUAAAGAGAUUGUCUCAAUGGGGCAGCGAUGUCCGACCUUGACCUGUCCCGCGCGCCUGCACGAUGGGUGUGUGAGGAAUAUGUUCCGGGCGCAGGGCGGGAACGAGCAGUGUCCGGUGUGUAAGACGGCUUGGACCGAUGCCCCGCCGGUGGGGGAGAAGGCGGCUAGGAAUGGAGGGGAUGGACGGAGGGCGUCUACGAAUGGCAAUGCUGCGGCGAGAAGGAGAAGUGGUGGGGCCACAUCGGCUGUCCCGGACGAUGCUGAUGACAGCAGCGAUACGAGCGUUUAG
This is a messenger RNA of Neohortaea acidophila, 1020 nucleotides long. Its product is annotated as Nse1 non-SMC component of SMC5-6 complex-domain-containing protein. Gene Ontology annotation, molecular function: ubiquitin-protein transferase activity. Gene Ontology annotation, cellular component: nucleus; Smc5-Smc6 complex. The transcript has a single exon. The coding region runs from base 1 to 1020 and encodes 339 amino acids. Lineage: Eukaryota; Fungi; Ascomycota; Dothideomycetes; Mycosphaerellales; Teratosphaeriaceae. The record is from RefSeq and is a predicted model, not a curated record. Gene Ontology annotation, biological process: DNA damage tolerance; double-strand break repair via homologous recombination.